Danio rerio (zebrafish) is the source of this 5081-nucleotide messenger RNA. Lineage: Eukaryota; Metazoa; Chordata; Actinopteri; Cypriniformes; Danionidae. The record is from RefSeq and is a predicted model, not a curated record.
AUUUGUCUUAAAUGUUUGAUACCGGGUCUUUUAUUAUGAACUGUUCAACUUCCGGUGAUGUAAGACGCGCAAGUGUUCAGAUGUCUCGUGUCUGCAUUAUUAUUUUGCUUUUGCAAAUGUACAUUUUUCCAUAGAGUCUUUAAUAACCCACCGCUCCAGUUGUCUUCCAGCAGCAGCAGCUCCUCUUGUCAUGAUUUCUGUGUGUAUCGCGCGCCGCUGAAGGCGUCAUGUGACGGCGGCCAUGAUUGGACACUAGGAGCUGUCAGCAAGACUUAAGGAAGAGCCUGCUGUUGUAUUUUGCGCAUGUGGAAGUGUCUCCAUGGGUGUCCUGCGGGUGCUGUGGGGCAUCAUGGGAAGGAUCAGCAUGUUCAGGUCGUAUCAGAUCGUGCUUCUCCUCGCUGCAGCUUUAGCAGUGGUGGCGUUUUAUUACUUCGGCUCAGAAAAGCAGAACUUCUCCAGCACCACAAAACGCAUCAAGGAGACGCAAGCGAGCCAUAACAGCAACCGCGACGACGCCGAUCUCUCCAUAGACAUCCAGCCGGGACAUCUAGAGAGUAGACCGGGAGCCGGAGCGGAGCUGGAGGGAAAACCCAAACGCUUUCAUGCUCUCAUGAUGUUCACCAAGGUGGACAAGAGCUUGAGCCUGCAGCAGAAAUUUCAGACGGCCAUGCGCUCAAUGGUCAAACAUGGACGCUUUCUGGAGGAUGAGAUACUGGUUCUGCAUUACGUCUCUGAUUUGGGCAGUCAGGAGUUUGGGGAGAAGAUGCUUCCUGAACUCCUGCUGGAUGCAAGCUUUCAGUAUGAGGUCGUGUUUCACAAUGUUGAUACUCUUACGGAGAAAUUGUUCCCGAUUGUAGAGGCCAUGCAGAAGCACUUUAGUGCUGGUUCGGGUGCAUAUUAUAGCGAUGCCAUCUUUUUCCUGUCUGUGGCCAUGCAUCGCAUCAUGCCUGCAGAAUUGAAGCGCAUUGUGCAGUUGGAUCUGGAUCUAAAAUUUAGAAGCAAUAUCAGAGACCUUUUCCAAGAGUUCAACCAUUUCCCUUCGGACGCCGUCAUUGGGAUUGCACGUGAAAUGCAGCCAGUUUACAGGCACACUUUCUGGCAGUACCGCAAAGAAAAUCCCAAAUCCCGUGUAGGUGACCCUCCUCCAGACGGUCUGCCAGGCUUCAACAGUGGCGUAAUGCUUCUAAACCUGGACUCCAUGCGUCGCUCCACUGUAUACAACCAGCUCUUGGAGCCUGAGCGAGUGGCCCGACUUGCAGAUAAAUACCACUUCCGGGGACACCUGGGAGAUCAGGACUUCUUUACCAUGAUCGGGAUGGAGCACACCGAACUGUUUUACCCUCUUACCUGUGGCUGGAACCGGCAGCUUUGCACUUGGUGGAGGGAUCAUGGGUAUGGGGACGUCUUCCAGCUGUAUUAUCAUUGUGACGGACCAGUGCACAUCCAUCACGGCAACUGCAACACUCCCAUUCCUGACGAUUGAGGGUCAGAGUGAAUGAUAAAUCGUCAGUGAAACGCAAGUUUUAUUUGCACACAAGUUCAUCGAGGCAGAAAGGGCCUGUUGGUAAAGGUGCUAUCAGUGUGGCGUUCUCAUGCUCCAGAUAUUAUUUGGUCAUUUACACCACUGAGGCUGUUGGUGCUUUUCUAAAGUUACUGAAAGACAAAGACUCUGCUUUAUUUAGCAGUUUAAGUGAAGCAGUGAAUCAGAGUUUCUCAGGCAGGUGUUUCAUCAAACUGAUCUUAAACAGCAGGUUUGGAAGCAGCCAAUCAUAGCGAGGUUUCUUUUCCACCCCAUGAUGCCGCUCUGUGUUGUUUACAGAUGUAGACACAUCAAGGUACCAUUAUCUCUCUAUUGCACAACAUAUUUUUCGUUUUUGUUUUGAGCGUUUCUUAAAUUGACCGUUCUCCCAAAAUUGAGAAUUCCUUCAUCUGCUCAACCUCAUGUCAUUUCCAACCUAUAAGACAAGUUCUGCCCCUGCAAUCAAGGUUUAUUCACUCUGACACUUCAAAACAUUUAUAAGGCGAUUGUAAAAUACAUCCAUAAGAGUUAAAACCAAGUUUAACCAAAUUUGAAUCCAAGUUUUCUGAAGAGGCACGUUUGCUUUAUUUAAUAAAUUUAUUUAAUUUAGCCUUUUGUUCACAGACAGUAGGAAUCAACUUAAACAGAAGCUCAACCAUAUCUGCUUGAUGCACAACAACAAACCUCAUUGGCUCUUGCAAAAGCACAUCUUACAUCACACAUAAGCCAGGGCGCAGGUUUGCUCUUGACAUUGGUGGGGACCUUUGAACCACCUGUGAAAUAUGACAUGCUAGCCUACUCUGAGGGAUUAUGAGAACUGACAGGAAUCAUAUUAUCAAUAUUUGUACAUUUAGUAGUUUAUUGUGUAUUGUUUAUUUUUAGUUUUCAGACCAUUUUAUACACGGACUAUAUCAGCCUUCUAUAGCGUUAGAGUGAGAGUCACAGUGGGAAAAAAAUGCUAGCAUUAAUGUUACCAUUAUUAUGACGGACUGUUUUAGUAGCAAAUUUGAGCUUCUCAUGUGCACCUUUUUUUUUUGCUGCCACCAUCCUCACUUGCGUGUCACCCACCUUACACACCUUGUUCUUGCACAGGAAAAAUCCCCUUUGCAGUUUAGGCGCUGCUACAUCACACGUUACAUGUCACAGCAGGGAAAGGCAUGGCCAAUUACAAUGUUCAUUUGAGUUUUGGGGACAGAAGGACUCGAAUAGAGAAGGUGAUAUAACCCAAUGGCCAGGUUCAUGUUGACAGCGCAAAUUUUUAAAGUGAAUUCAAAUAUUGGUGGGAACAUUUCAGCAGUCGCUGUGACGUUUGUGACAGAAUUUUAAAUGCAAGAAUGAACCUCAUUGGUUCUAGUGGAAACUCAGAUGUUGUCAUGUCACAUGCAAGAAUGAACCUCAUUGGCUUUAGGAAAAUCUUAAAAUUUGUCAUGUGACAAACAACAAUGAACCUCAUUAGUUUUUGCAGAAUCUCAAGUGUUGUCAUGUGGCAUAAAAGAAUGAACAUGAUUGGUUCUAAUGAAAAUCAAAUGUUGUCAUGUGACAUACAAAAUAAACCUCAUUGGUUCUAGUGGAAAUCAAAUGUUGUCAUGUGACAUACAAAAUGAACCUCAUUGGUUUGAGUGGAAAUCAAAUGUUGUCAUGUGACAUGCAAGAAUGAACCUCAUUGGUUUAGGGAAAUCGUAAAUGUUGUCAUGUGACAUGCAAGAAUGAACCUUAUUGGUUCUAGUGUAUUCUCAAAUGUUGUCAUGUGACAUACAAGAUAAACCUCAUUGGUUUUCACAUAAUCUCAAGUGUUGGCAUGUGACAUGCAAGAAUGAACCUCAUUGGUUCUAGUGGAAACUCAAAUGUUGUCAUGUGACAUGCAGGAAUGAACCUCAUUGGCCUCCGUGUGUCAAGGAAGUAUGUGUGAGCUUCCAUCUCCUCGUUUAAAUGCUGUACACGUUGUUUGCUGAUCAAUGUUUAUGUGUGAUAAAAGCCUACCUUAGGGAUGUCCAAACUCAGUCCUGGAGGGCCGGAGUCCUGCAGAUUUCAGCUCCAACUUAACUCAACACACCUGCAAGGAAGCCAAGGAAGGCUUUCUAGAAAGCCUAGUAAGAGCUUGAUUAGCUAGCCCAGGUGUGUCUGAUUGGGGUUGGAACUAAACUUUGCAGGACACCGGCCCUCCAGAACCGAGCUUGGACAUGCGCUGCCUACAUCAAAUCUCAUAUAAGCGGUUUAUUUCUUGCCAGAACACUUGGAUUAAACAUCUUUAUUCAUAUAGAUUUAUUUUAUGAUCUUCUUAUAAUAAUCAUUAACAUUUUUAAUUGAUUGAAUGGGUUUGUAACAAGGUGAGGUUGAGUAAAUGAUUAAAUCUUCUUUUUUUAUAUACUUCUAUUUGUGCAAUGCAUUCUCAAUCCAUACCAUGUUUACCAGUGUUUUAUGCAGCGAUGACGAGAAAAGUGGGGUAAAGUGCGUUGACCCACUUUCACAUGUGAUUUUAGAAAUCCCUUUUCUCCGUGAUGCGCAGCUGUAUUGCCUUAGAAUAGCUAAGUUAUCAUCUAGAACAUCUGAUCAGGACGAGGGAAACAUUCCUGCUGAGGUGCUGUGAUCCGCCUGAGAAACGUGUAAGUGGGAUUUACUGGAGUUUUCCACCGGGAUCGGCCUCUUCCCUGAGGGAGAUUAAUGCUAGAUUUAUACUAGAGCACUGGCUGUUGUGUUUGGCUGGCAUUUGUUGAGUGAUGUUGCUGUUGGCGAAACUCUGUGUGAGAUGCUCAUUAUAACCUCCGCAAUGUCAGAUCCGCAAGCCGGAGAGAAGGAACGUAGUAAUGAGUCCUUGCAAGUGUUGCCAGAUAGAUGUGUGGUAAUAGGUAGACGCUGUGAGUUUAAGGACUGCAUGUCUUUGGGAUUUUCACUUAAUUUGUUUUUUAGUUGGGUCAUGUUUUGUCUAGCGCUUCUGUCUUAAUCGUUGAAGACCAUUUCUGUGAUGUUGACCUACGUUUGCCUGAUCAAGUUAAAAGCAAAAUGUUUGGCUAAUUAAACUUUAAUCUGUCGCUCCCAGCAGUUUCCAAGCACAAUUUUUUUUUAAUGUUUUCUCACUUAAGUGUUAAUUUACUUUGGGUCUCGUUCGAGAAAGAUGAGCAGGGUUUACUUCUGUGUAAAUCUUACUUUGUAUGUUAUUGAUAAAAGUUUGGGGUUGAUGAUAAGAUUUCUGAAACAAGUCUCUUAGGCCGAAUUCCAAUUCUACCCCUUAGCCCUUCCUCUUACCCCUACCCCUCAUCUUGCGCAUUCACCUGAAGGGGUAGAGAUGUCCCAAUACUCUUUAGCUUGAAGGUGUAGGUCUAAGUGGAAGGGCUAGAUACCCCUCGAAACGGAGAUUUGUCAGGACAAUACUCGAAACCAAGGGGUAAGAAAAUUUCCCAAAAUACUACAUCUACAGCGGUGUAACAACAGAUAUAAGAUCAGUCAGAUUCAUCAGCGGAUUGCUCGUAUGUCAGCCUAUAAACAGACCAGCUGAUCAAUGUGGCUUUGAAACGCUCCAGUGUCCCUGUAUUUGUAGUUACACCAAAGAGCUUAGAAUCACCAA